This is a messenger RNA of Symbiodinium natans, 531 nucleotides long. The record is from the annotation of a GenBank genome assembly. Lineage: Eukaryota; Dinophyceae; Suessiales; Symbiodiniaceae.
AUGAGGUGGCACAUCUCCUCAUCCGAUGAGUACUUACGGACAGCUCAACAGGUUGUGGUUGGUCUGCAAGAAAAGCUGGUUAAUUACUUCUGUGGUCCCGAUCGAUGGGAUCUUCGCAAUGCUGGUCUGGAUGAGCUUGAGUCUCACCUGCGUGCUCGCGGGGUUGAUUCCGGCCUAAUCAAGCGUCAGCGCUCUAAUUUGAACUUGCCUGAAAGAUGGUGUUUGCGUGUGCCCGAGCCACUCGACCCUGCCCCUGCAGUGUCUCUGGAGGUUGCUGAGGAAGUCGAUGAUGCAGAAUCGCAAAGCCCGUAUUUUGUCACCGUCGUGGGCAACAAGCGGCUACGCAGGCUCCAUCGCCGCGGGGGAUGCGGCGUGUCGGUGCUGGAAGUGCAAGAGUCGGAGCCCGUUUGGCAUUUGAAGGGGCUCAUGUACAAUUUGGCCUGUCAGCAUUGUUGGCGCCCUGGGGAAUCCACCGUUUCGGAAGCCGAGGAAGCAGACGACUCGGGCAGUGCAAGUGACAGUGAAGACUAA